GGGGCAGCGGCCGAGGCGGCACGGCGGCGGCAGAGCCCGCUGCCCCCGGACGUCCCCGGCGACAUGCUGGCAGAUAACCUGGUGGAGGAGUUUGAGAUGGAGGAUGAGCCGUGGUAUGACCACCGGGACCUCCAGCAAGAUCUCCAGCUUGCUGCUGAACUGGGAAAGACGCUGCUGGAUCGGAACACCGAGUUGGAGGAUUCUCUUCAGCAGAUGUACACAACCAAUCAGGAGCAGUUACAGGAAAUUGAGUAUCUGACCAAACAGGUGGAGCUUCUGCGGCAAAUGAAUGAGCAGCAUGCCAAAGUUUAUGAGCAGUUAGAUGUCACAGCCAGAGAACUGGAAGAAACCAACCAGAAGCUGGUUGCUGAGAGCAAAGCCUCACAACAAAAAAUCCUGAGCCUCACGGAAACAAUUGAAUGCCUACAAACCAACAUUGAUCACCUCCAGAGCCAAGUGGAGGAGCUGAAAUCUUCCAGCCAAGGAAGAGCGGGGCAGAAGACAUGUGACCAGGAGAAGCCGGCACCCAGCUUCUCCUGUCUGAAAGAGCUGUAUGACCUCCGCCAACACUUUGUUUAUGACCACGUGUUCGCUGAGAAGAUCACUUCCUUGCAAAACCAGCAGAGCCCUGAUGAAGAAGAAAAUGAGCAUCUGAAAAAGACAGUGACGAUGUUGCAGGCCCAGCUGAGCCUGGAGAGGAAGAAGCGAGUGAGCGUGGAGGCGGAGUAUCAGGUGGUGCUGAAGGAGAACAGUGAACUGGAGCAGCAGCUUGGUGCCACAGAUGCCUACCGAGCCCGAGCACUGGAGCUGGAGGCCGAGGUGGCUGAAAUGCGGCAGAUGCUGCAGGCAGAGCAUCCUUUUGUGAAUGGUGUGGAGAAGCUGGUCCCCGACUCUCUGUUUGUUCCCUUCAAGGAGCCCAGCCAGAGCCUGCUGGAGGAGAUGUUCCUAGCUGCUCCAGAAGCACCGAGAAAACCACUCAAGCGCAGCAGCAGUGAAACGGUGCUCAGCAGCAUGGCAGGGGGGGACAUUGUGAAGGGCCACGAGGAGACCUGCAUCAGGAGAGCAAAGGCUGUGAAGCAGAGGGGCAUCUCCCUCCUGCAUGAAGUGGACACUCAGUACAGUGCCCUGAAAGUCAAGUAUGAAGAGCUGCUGAAGAAGUGCCAGCAGGAGCAGGACUCACUGUCACACAAGGCUGUGCAGACAUCCAGGCUGCUGGCCAGGGACCUGACAGGACUGGUAACCCAGUCUGAGGCUGGAGCCAGCAGCUGGGAACCCACCCCCGUCAGCCCAGAGCCCACCACUUCCCCCACCACCACACCUCCAGAGUACAAAGCACUGUUUAAGGAGAUAUUUAGUUGUAUCAACAAAACAAAGCAGGAAAUAGAUGAACAGAGGACAAAAUACCCAUCUCUGUCCUCUUACUCUUAAUGAGACCUCCAGUUCUAAUCUGCCUGUUUACUUUCACCCCCUCGAAUCCAGACACAGCGCAGUCUCCAAAGCUUGAUGUUGCUAAAGAUAUUUGCCUCGUUGCUUUGUUACUUGGCAAAAGCAGCAGGAGAGGUGGCUGACAGUGUUGACUCCAGGGUCCCUAGGAAAUCUCACGGUAGACUGGCCUCUGGUUGGUGCAUUGAUGAGGCUCAUUUCCAGGAAAAGCCCUAGAACCGGUGGAGGGGGAUCCAUGUACUUGGAGUAGGCUAAAGGACCUACAGUGUGAGGCAAAGGACAGAAUUGAAACAAAACUAAGGCUGUUCCUGUUGCUUCCAAACUUGGCUUCUCAAACUACUGGAACUCCAAGGUCUGCUUAACUAAAAUACUUUUCACACUCAUUCCAAAGAAUGUUGAGAAAGCAGGAAUCUUUUCAGAUGACAUUAACCAGCUUCUUAAACCCCUGAAGUUUGUUGCAUCUGCUACCAGUUGAAUGAUGACUGACAGGCAGUCCUAUUUCCAAAUUCAGUGACUACCAAUUGAAAUGGCAAGUUUUGGUUUGACCAAUGCCUGCUGGUCUAUGCCCAGCAUUCAGCUGUUUCACUCACAGCUAGGCAUGUAGUAUUAAUUGUGUUUUCAAAUAGAAACUAAAGAAGAAAGGAGAAAGCUCUUAGGUGUUUCUGUGCUGACCACUUGGCAGCCACAGCUGCUUCUGCUCAGUUCUUCCCAUUCCCAGACUUGCAGAUGUCCCUGUCUACUUCCUUACACAGUAUUGAUGUUCUCACUGUGGAAAGACUCUUCCUCUCACUUGCAUACUUUAAUUUAAAAUAUUUAAGAGAACCAUGGUUCUGAUUGUUGUAUAUAUUUUUCUAAAAGCCGAAUAAAGCUAUCUAUGAAUGUGAA
Peromyscus maniculatus bairdii (prairie deer mouse) is the source of this 2328-nucleotide messenger RNA. It is a transcript of the gene Cdr2, whose product is annotated as cerebellar degeneration related protein 2. The record is from RefSeq and is a predicted model, not a curated record. Lineage: Eukaryota; Metazoa; Chordata; Mammalia; Rodentia; Cricetidae.